Aspergillus pseudoviridinutans is the source of this 1662-nucleotide messenger RNA. RefSeq lists its product as uncharacterized. The record is from RefSeq and is a predicted model, not a curated record. Bases 1 to 1662 code for a protein of 553 amino acids. Lineage: Eukaryota; Fungi; Ascomycota; Eurotiomycetes; Eurotiales; Aspergillaceae. Gene Ontology annotation, biological process: transmembrane transport. The transcript has 5 exons. Gene Ontology annotation, cellular component: membrane. Gene Ontology annotation, molecular function: transmembrane transporter activity.
AUGUCUAAAAACCCCGAAAUAGACGAGGCCCCGGAGGUCUUGGAGAUGGACGUCGUCAAGGACCACAUGAACUACGACUUGGUUGAUCGGGAGGUCGCCGAGUACGCAAACGCAACGAUCGUGGAGGUUGACGAGGCGACCAGCCGUCGACUCAAAAGACUUGUUGAUAAGCGAGUGAUGUUGGUGAUGGUUGUCACGUACCUCGUUCAAACUCUGGACAAGGGUACCAUGUCGUAUGCAUCGAUCAUGGGAAUACAGGAUGACACCCACUUGGUGGGCCAGCAAGAAAACUAUAUCAUUCAGAGGGUCCCCAUUGCCAAGUGGCUCUCAGGGAAUAUCAUUCUAUGGGGUGUAGCCCUCUCACUCCAGGCGGCCAUGAAAAAUUUUAAAGGCCUUAUUGCCUUGCGCGCCUUUCUGGGUCUGUUUGAAGCCGCUAGCCAGCCGACAUUUACCCUCUUAUCUUCUAUGUGGUAUACUCGAGAAGAGCAGGGUGCUGCCGUUACCUUUUGGUUCAUGAUGAACGGGUUGAACCAGAUAUUAGGGGGUCUGUUAGGGUUUUGCUUUUCAUUCGUCCCUUCAACCUCUCCGAUCAGCUCCUGGCAAGCCUUGUUCAUGGCAUACGGUAUUUUUACUGUGUUAUGGGGCGCAUUCGUUGGAUGGUGGAUGCCCGACUCUCCGAUGAGGGCGCACUGCUUUACUGAGAAUGACAAAAAGCUCAUGGUGGAGCGGGUGCGUCGCAACAGAACCGGUCUGCAGAAUCGAAAGUUUCGUAAGGACCAACUAUUGGAGGUUUUCAGAGACCCUCAGGUCUAUGCUAUUGCCCUAAUCCAACUUCUCCUUACCAUUCCCUCCGGUGGCCUGGGUGCUUUCAAUAAUAUUAUUGUUAAGUCAUUCGGCUUCACUACUUGGCAAACGCAGCUUCUCCAGAUGGUUUCAGGUGCUGUUCAGCUAACCGCUAUGCUGGGCGCUGUCUGGAUCGAUAGGCGUUCUAAGCAAACCAUCCUCACUAUGAUGGCCUCGGUAGUUCCUACAAUCGCCGGAGUCGUCGUCCUUCUUACUGUUCCCUUUUCGCACAACAAGCGUGUCGGUCUCCUAUUCGCUUACUACAUCAUGAUAGCGUACUGGGGCUGCGCUGGCCUUGCUCUUUCUAUCGUGACCCGCAAUGUUGCUGGUCAAACAAAGAAGAGCGUUGUGAUUGCGUGCAACUUCAUUUUUUGGGCGGUGGGUAACUCAAUUGGUCCGCAGACCUUCCGCUCGAAAGAUGCACCACGGUAUUUCCCUGCCCUAGCGACAGUUCUAGCGUGCUUCGUGCUAUUAGAAGUCGUUCUUUUUGCUUUACGCACAUGGUAUAUUAGCCAGAAUAAGAGGCGCGACCUGAAGGUCGAACAUGGGGAGGUGGCCGCAGACACAGGAUUUACCCAUUCUUUUGAGGACAUCACAGAUCGCUCCGGGGCAGCAAUCACCCCAGUUAUGGACUUCUCGAGACUUCUCGCCCUCAACGCUUCGAAGGAUCCACACGGUACCGCCCCUGUACCGCUCCAGGCCACACUGGACCUCAGUGGCUUUCGCUUAUUAGCGCUAGAUGCGGGCGGCGAUGAUUCGCCGACAUUCGACCAGUGCUCCCCAGGUCCAACCUUAGUCCAUGCGGAGAAACGUGGAUGA